UGGCAGUUGGUUCCGCAGGAAGCUGCUGGGGUAGGGGUGAGGGUGCUAGGCGUCCCCCCAGCUCCCCACCCCUUCUCCUCGGGACACCUGCGUGCACAGCGCUGAGGGGUGGGGGAAGGGCUCCCUGCUUCAAGAACUCCUGUCUCCUGUGCCCGUCCCAGCCGCCUGGGUUGGCCCACCGCUGGGAACCAAGGCAGCGGGUAGGCGGGCAGGCACGGUUGAAAAAGAGGAAGCUGGGGUACAGCCGGUGCCCCUGUGGUUAUGCCAGGCCCUUGCCGGCCAGCAUUCCCCUUGGACUGACCCGAAACCCCGGCCAUGGGCCGCGGGCGCUGUGGCGGGAGCAGGUAGCCGGGCUGGGCACCCACGGCACCGAGAACCAGGCUCCAUCUGGCUCUGAGCCCAAGUCAUGUGUCCAGCCCUUUGACCCUGGAGCUACAGCCUCUGCCACCAAGAACAGCAGGAAACCCUGGAGGCCUGAGAACCCCGACUUCUUCUCCACCAUGGGGGAUGAGCAGGAGGAUGACUUACCGAGGCAGCUCAGUGAGAGCAUGGAGGACCUCAGCCUGGAUUUGGGGGCCCUUCAGGGCAGCGAGUAUCUCCAGGACCUGGGCCUCAGGGCCCCUUCCCACAGCCCGCCUGGGGUGGCCAAGGGCAGCGGCCCCCCUAGCGAAGAAACUGGAGCAGACUUGCCCUUCUCCAGCUUGGCGGAGUCCCAGAGCCUGCCACCACAGCGGCGCAGCUGGGAGAGGUCACGGAGCUGCUCAGAUAGCUGGCGGAGGCUCAGCCUCGACGCUUCGCCUGUGGAUGAGGGAGCCUGUCUCCCUCGGACACUGGCUAGUCUUGCUCUGAACCUGCCAGGAGAAGGGCUGAAGAUGUGGACUCAAGGGUGUCUGCCCAGGGACAGGACCCCAGCAGAACAGCCAGGCAAGGAAUGUGACAGCCACGAGAAAAGAGUGAGGUCACAGUCAGUUCCAGUGUCCUUUUAUGAGAUCAGCUCCCUGGAAAUCUCUCCGGGUUUGGAAGUGCCCCCUGCACCCGUUCAAGGCCUAGAACCCCCAGUGCUGGAGUGCAUUGAAAAGGACCACGUGGAGCCAGACCACGUGUUGAUUGUUCAACAAGUGCUUCAAGAACUUCGGCAGUACCAUGGGGCCCGGCAGAGGGCUUGCCUGUCAGCCAGCCCCGGAGGAGCCCACUCGAACCUCACCUGGUUUGAGUUUCUGUCGGAGAGCGAGGACGGUGCUGGCAAGAACGAGAAGAGUGAGAAAAGCACCGGGGUGAAGCGUAGGCUGAGCUGCCUCCGAAGUCGAGUCACCAGGCAGAAGGAGAAGGUGAAGAGCCCAGUACAACUAAAGGAGAAAGGCCAAGAUGCUCGGGAGAAGCGAGAGUGUGUCAGCGGACACCAGCUGGUGCAAGGGACCUUCUUCAGCCACUCCAGCUGCUGCCCCCUGUGUGGCAAACCCUUCCUGAGCUCUGCCUCACUCAAGGAGCACCCCCGGAGCACCCUCCUGUCCGAUGGCAGCCCAGCCCUGUCCAGGAAUGUUGGCAUGACGGUCUCGCAGAAAGGAGGUCCCCAGCCAACACUGAGCCCGGCUGGAACUGGGACAAGACUUGGACCAUUCACAGGAGAGAUGGAUGAAGCAGAUUCCGCGUUUUUAAAAUAUAAGCAGGCAGCCGAUGACUCCCUUUCACUUGCAUCUUCGAAUGCCGAGUCCAUUUUCAUAGAAGACCCCUACGCUGCCUCGUUGAGGAGCGAGAUCGAAUCAGACGGCCACGAGUUCGAGGCCGAGUCCUGGAGCCUUGCUGUGGACUCAGCCUAUGCCAAGAAACAGAAGAGGGAGGUGGUGAAAAGACAGGAUGUCCUUUAUGAGCUGAUGCAGACGGAGGUGCACCACGUGCGAACACUCAGGAUCAUGCUCCGGGUGUACUUCAGGGCCCUGCAGGAGGAGCUGCAGUUCAGCUGUGCUGCCAUCAGCCGCCUCUUCCCCUGCGCCGACGACCUGCUGGAGAUGCACGGCCACUUCCUCUCCCGGCUCAAGGAGCGCCGCCACGAGUCCCUGGAGGAGGGCAGUGACCGGAAUUACAUCAUCCAGAAAAUUGGGGACCUCUUGGUACAGCAGUUUUCAGGUGAAAAUGGAGAGAGAAUGAAAGAAAAAUACGGAUUGUUUUGCAGCGGCCACAAUGAGGCAGUCAGUCAGUACAAGUUGCUGUUGCAGCAAAGCAAGAAAUUUCAAAACUUGAUCAAGAAAAUCGGCAACUCAUCCGUCGUGAGGCGGCUGGGCGUGCAAGAGUGUCUUCUCCUGGUGACGCAGCGCAUAACCAAAUACCCGGUGCUGGUGGAGCGCAUCAUUCAGAACACGGAAGCUGGCACCGAGGACUACGAAGACCUGACCCAGGCCCUGAAUCUCAUCAAGGACAUCAUCUCGCAAGUAGACGCCAAGGUCAGCGAGUGUGAGAAGGGCCAGCGCCUCAGGGAGAUUGCAGGGAAGAUGGACCUGAAGUCCUCCAGCAAACUCAAGAAUGGGCUCAGCUUCCACAAGGAGGACAUGCUUCGGCGGCAGCUCCACCUGGAGGGCACACUGUGUUGGAAGACCACGUCCGGGCGCUUAAAAGAUGUCCUUGCCGUCCUGCUGACCGACGUGCUUCUGCUGCUACAAGAAAAGGACCAGAAGUACGUCUUCGCCUCUGUGGACUCAAAGCCCCCCGUCAUCUCUUUACAAAAACUCAUCGUGAGGGAGGUGGCCAACGAGGAGAAGGCGAUGUUUCUGAUCAGCGUCUCCCUGCAAGGACCCGAGAUGUACGAGAUCUACACGAGCUCCAAAGAGGACAGGAACGCCUGGAUGGCCCACAUCCGAAGGGCUGUGGAGAGCUGCCCCGACGAGGAGGAAGGGCCCUUCAGCGUGGCCGAGGAGGAAAGGAAGGAGAUUGAGGCCCGAGCCAUGAGACUCAGGGACUUCCAAGAGAAGUUGAGCCAGAAAGAUCAGCUGAUUGCGCAGAGCCUCCUGGGGAAGCAGCAGAUCUACCUGGAGAUGGCUGAGAUGAGUGGACUCGAGGACCCUCCCCAGCCCCGCACCCUCUUCCGAGGAGGGGACCCCGCCGAGACCCUGCAGGGGGAGCAGAUCCUUAAGUCGGCCAUGAGUGAGAUCGAGGGCAUCCACACCCUGCUCUGCAGGCGGCUGGGCAGUGCCAACGGGCAGGCGGAGGACGGAGGCAGCUCUGCGGGCCUGCCCCGGAGGGCCGAGACCUUCGGGGGCUACGACAGCACCAACAGCCCCAGCAAGAAUGGCAGUUUUAAGAAGAAAGUCGGCAGCAACGACCCCAGGCCCCGAGACUGGCGAGGCCCCACGAACAGCCUGGACUCAAAGCUCAGUGACGGCGAUGCCCAGGGGGGCUCUGAGGAAUCCCCACAGGUGGAAGCGCCUGGCACGGAGUGUGGCCCCCGUCUGCCCGCCGUCCUGGAGUCGGAGCUGGUGCAGCGGAUCCAGACACUGUCUCGGCUGCUCCUGAGCCUCCAGGCUGUCAUCGCGCAGCAGGACAGCUACGUGGAGACGCAGCGGGCGGCCAUCCAGGAGCGGGAGAAGCAGUUCCGGCUGCAGUCAACGCGCGGAAACCUGCUGCUGGAGCAGGAGCGGCAGCGCAACUUCGAGAAGCAGCGGGAGGAGCGCGCGGGCGUGGAGAAGCUGCAGGGCCAGCUGCGGCAGGAGCAGCAGCGCUGGGAGCGCGAGCGCCAGCGGCAGCAGCAGGAGCUGGCGCGCGCGGGCGCGCAGCUGCAGGAGCGUGAGGACGAGGCGCGGCAGCUGCUCGAGCGGCUGGGGCAGGAGCGCGCCGAGCUAGAGCGCCAGCGCCAGGCCUACCAGCACGACCUGGAGCGGCUGCGCGAGGCCCAGCGCGCCGUGGAGCGCGACCGGGAGCGCCUGGAGCUGCUGCGCCGCCUCAAGAAGCAGAACACGGCGCCGGGCGCGCUGCCGCCCGAGUCGCUGGGCGAGGCCCAGCCCCCAAGCCACCCUCCCAGCUUCAACGGAGACGGGCUGGAGGGGCCCCGGGCGAGUGUGCUGCUGUCCGGUGCGGGGCCUGAGUAUGCAGAGCGGCCCGAGGUGGCUCGCCGGGACAGUGCCCCCGCCGAGGGCCGGCUGGCCAAGAGUGACGUGCCCAUCCAGCUGCUCAGUGCCACCAACCAGAUCCAGAGGCAGGCGGCCGUGCAGCAGCAGAUCCCCACCAAGCUGGCCGCCUCCACCAAGGGCGGCAAGGACAAGGGCAGCAAGAGCAGGGGCUCCCAGCGCUGGGACAGCUCGGCAUCCUUCGACCUAAAGCAGCAACUGCUGCUCAAUAAACUCAUGGGGAAGGACGAGAGCGCCUCGCGGAACCGCCGGUCACUGAGCCCCAUCCUGCCCGGCAGCCACGGCCCUGCGCCACCCCCAGACUCCUGCUCCCCAGCCCCGGUGGACAGCCCCUCCGACUGCUUCUCCUUCAAGGCCGGGGGCACAUCCCUACCACCUGUGCCCCCAUCCCCCUCGCCACUGCCAGCCACACCACUCACCACCAAGGACGAAGCCCCCAAGGAAGACGUCAUCUUCUUCUAAAAUGGCCAGGGCUUGAGGUGCCGACCCCUCCCUGCCCUGCCCACUCUACAUGCUCUCUGGGGAUCCCCGCAGGGUCACCAUGCCCGCCAGCUGUCCCCUCCCCUUCCCGAGCAAACCACCGAUGACCGCCUGGCCGGGGCGUCCUGUUGGUGCUUUGGGUCUCGAGGCUCUUUCUGUAGGAUUAGCGCUGGUGCCUGGGUCACUUUCUAAACCUCUUUUUGUUUUUGUUUUCAAAAUGGAAAGUUUUUAAUUGAAGGUUGAACCAGAGCUAAACCAGGGAGCUGUUUUAAAUUGUAGCACCCCAUUUGGGUAGCAGGCAGAUCAGCCCUAAGCCGUGUGUCCAAGGCAGUGAGGGGUGGUAGGGCUGGUUCUGCAGGGGCCAGAGGACAGGACAGACCUCGGUCCAGGAAGGAGCUGCUGGCCCCGGCCGGGCACCUUGGCCGGUAGGAGAUGCUGGAGCGGGUAGUUAGGGGCACACGCAGGUUCGUGGUGAACCUCGGGGCCAGGGAAUGAUCUGGGCCCAGGUUGGACACAGCCAGCCCGGGGGCAGAGAAGGCCACAGGACAGGGCCAGCCAAGGGCAUGGCUCUUGGCGCUCCAGGGGGUUCUGUGGGUCCAGAAGCUCAUCUUGAAAGGGCCUGACCUUUUUGUCCUUUUAACUUGACAGAGGUUUUGAACCCACCCGCCCUUCCUCAUGCACUUGGCCUGAGAGGCCGAGCCUCACACUUCAGCUAGGGCCAGCACACACCCCAGGUGGAGGGUCCUCAGCCCACCGGAAAUGAGCUAGCGUUUCCCGGGUGAGCGGAGGAAGCCCCAGAGCCGGUGUCCCACCUGCCCAUGGGUGUUGACACCACACAUCCCAGGUGUGGGGAGGAAACGCCUGGAGAUGCUGUCAGCCAGUGGACCAAUGUCACCUUGCAGGCCCCUGGCUUGCAGUAGCUGUUGCAGCCCAUGUCCACUGCCCUGGAUGAGUGGAGGUGGGGCAUUGGGGAUGGUGUCUAAUGUCCAGCAUCGUCCCAAGUGGCACGUGGGCCCCAGCUAGAGCCAAGUCAUUCUCCCAAACGCAGUGUCCGGGCAGCGCAGCAAGAAGACUCUGCCUCCUCCCAGUGCAGGGGCAGAGCCGCCCCAUGAUGCCUAACACAGGGGUGGGGACAUUCCCACCACUCGGGGAUAGGCGGGCACAGGAGAGGGGAAAUGACCUCGGGAAUUGUUCACCCUGUUGCCGAGGUGCCGCUCAGGGCCACGAGCUCGGGAGGGGACGGGAUAGAGGCAGGCGAUGACCAGGAACGUCUCAGUGGCACAGCCAGUCGGUGACAAGGUGCCAAGAGCAGCAGCUUCUAGCAUCACCUGGGCACAGCGAGUGACCUGGUGUCCCCAGGCUCCUGGCCCUUGGGAGCCCCUCGACUUCCAAGCCUGGUCCUUUUGUCCUCGGCAGCUCUCGGCCCUGCGACCUAAGUGUCCCCACCCUGUCGAUCUCGUCUGUGCCAUGCUGAUAAUCAGUGUUUUUUAUUUUUAUACUGAGAAGUACUGGAGCACUUUAGAAGAGCUGACCUCACGGUCCCGUUCUGUUGUGAAGAGGACAUUCCCGGGCCCACCUGAGCUGGCGUGCCCUGGUGCCACCCUCUGAGACGCCAUGAUUCCUUGGACAAGAAGUCUGAGGAAUCUCUGCUUGGCCACGAGGCAGAGGGGUCUCUCAGUCAUGCCACGCAGUAGGACAGCAUCGUCGGCCCUUCUCUCACUGGAACCCUCAGUCACUCCUGGGUGGAGCCCAGUGUUAUCUGUAAAGUUGACGGUCGGAUCUGUGCAUGUCCUCGUCAGUCGUGUCCACCUGCUAAUUGUUUUUACAAUGAUUGUGUUUCCUCACCGGGGGAUAUUUCAGAACCGCCCUAGAACUUAAGACCUGACUCUAGCAAUAAAAGUGUCUAAGAUGA
Lemur catta (Ring-tailed lemur) is the source of this 6507-nucleotide messenger RNA. RefSeq names its product Rho/Rac guanine nucleotide exchange factor 18 (gene ARHGEF18). Gene Ontology annotation, biological process: small GTPase-mediated signal transduction. Gene Ontology annotation, molecular function: guanyl-nucleotide exchange factor activity. The transcript is spliced from 29 exons. Lineage: Eukaryota; Metazoa; Chordata; Mammalia; Primates; Lemuridae. Bases 501 to 4577 code for a protein of 1358 amino acids. The record is from RefSeq and is a predicted model, not a curated record.